Molecule: messenger RNA, 1296 nt
Organism: Eimeria acervulina
Lineage: Eukaryota; Apicomplexa; Conoidasida; Eucoccidiorida; Eimeriidae
Product: uroporphyrinogen decarboxylase, putative
Exons: 11
Coding region: 1-1296 (431 amino acids)
Biological process (GO): heme biosynthetic process
Cellular component (GO): cytosol
Molecular function (GO): uroporphyrinogen decarboxylase activity
Source: RefSeq, a predicted model, not a curated record
AUGAAAGCCUGCAGCUGCAGCAGCAGCAGCAGCAACUGCAGCAGCAGCAGCAGCAAGGCGUUGAAGCAAGUCGCUAGCAGCAGCAACAGCAACAGCAGCAGCGACAACAGUAGCAGUAGCAGUAGCAGUAGCAGCAGCAGCAACAGCAGUAGCAGCAGCUGUGGGAGUUUGGGGGUGAGUGUUGGAGAGGUAGGAGGAGCCGAUGCAGCAGCAGCACAAGAUGUGCCGGACGAGACACCGGAGGAGGUGAAGGCAGAGAUACGGCGAAGACGGAGAUUGAAUAUGCUUGCUGCUUCUCGCGUCUUACAGAAUGACUCCUUAAGGGUGGCCUUAAUGGGGCCUGAAGCAUACACCGCAUUCGUCUCCUCAGCAGCAGCAGCAACACCAGCAGCAGCAGCAGCAGCAGCAGCAGCAGCAGCUGGCAGCUUCUCUGUACCUGUUUGGGUGAUGCGCCAGGCUGGGCGUUAUUUGCCUGAGUUCAGAGCCGUUUGUAAGGACCCUCUGCUUGCAGCCGACGUUACGCUGCAGCCGUUUAAACGAUUUCCUCUUCUAGAUGCUGUUAUUAUUUUUAGUGAUAUUCUCGUCUUGCCUGAGGCUAUGGGGAUGCCCCUAACAGUAGAAGAAGGGGAGGGGCCUCGCUUUGGUUGGCGUAUAGAAACCCCAGCAGAUAUUCGGCGUCUAGACACCUCAUUUGAUGUUGAAGAAAAGCUGGGGUAUGUAUUUGAUGCUAUUUAUACAACGGCGGAGCAGCUAAAAGGUGCAGUACCUGUGAUAGGGUUUAGCGGGGGCCCCCUGACUUUGUUUUGUUAUAUGGUGGAGGGGGGGGCCUCUAAGAAGGGCUUGCAGCGAGCGAAGGAGUUUCUAUUUAAAUACCCGGAAGAAAGUUUGCUGCUGCUGCAGCAAAUCGCAGCAGCAGCAGCAAAGUUCCUCAGCAAACAAGUGGAAGCAGGAGCCCAAGUGCUGCAGGUCUUUGAUACGAACGCGGGUUUCUUUGCCCCUGAGCAAUACGAAGAGUUCGGCGUCCCCUUCAUGAAUCAAAUCGCGCAAGCUUUGUCUGUCUCCUCUCCAGGCGUCCCUGUAAUUGCAUUUGCAAAGGACCGCCCUUCAGAAUCUUUUGUGUCUUCUUCUUUUGCUGCAGUUGGGGUGCGGGCUUAUCAGCCUGGUCGCUACGUUGCGAAUUUGGGGCACGGCAUGGAGCCCUCAAUGGACCCCCACAAACUGGGGGUCUUCAUAAAGGCAGUGAAAGACACUGCUGCACAAAUCCAGAAAGAACAACAGGCCAAGACAGCUACCUAG